This is a messenger RNA of Scleropages formosus (Asian bonytongue), 5669 nucleotides long. RefSeq names its product junctophilin 2 (gene jph2). Lineage: Eukaryota; Metazoa; Chordata; Actinopteri; Osteoglossiformes; Osteoglossidae. The coding region runs from base 852 to 3356 and encodes 834 amino acids. The record is from RefSeq and is a predicted model, not a curated record. The transcript has 6 exons. Gene Ontology annotation, cellular component: endoplasmic reticulum membrane; plasma membrane; sarcoplasmic reticulum.
UAAAUUCAAUUGUACAUGAUUCUUAGUUACAGCGAACCUGGUUGGACUUUUCAGAUGCAAAUAUCCUUCCACAGGAUUAAUUAAUCCUCACAGAGUUCAUAUUGUCCCGUCUCACUCUCUGUUGGUCACCUUGAGCACACUCGUGACGGUUCCACGCUGAAAUGGACACACACCCACGCCCAGCCCCACCGCGACUAGAGCUUCGACGGGGCUAUUUGAAAGUGGCAGAGUGAGGAUUGGACCGUAUUUUUGGAAGCGCGCGCGUGUCCGAUAGCCUUGUUAGGUCCGUUGUUAGGACACUUGCGGCGGUCCGGGCGGGGAGCGGAGCGGAGCGCGGGGGACACGGAGGACAGGGGACAGGGGCUCCUCGCAGCCUUCGUCUUUAACAUCGGAGACCCCGGCAGCUCCACCUGCGAGCGCGUUCAACAUGUGAUCGGGGAAAAGAGAAGAGAAGAGCACAGGGAAGUGUGUGUUGUGCGCGCUGUGCGAACGCAGUGACAGCAGAGCGAGGCGGCGCGGCGCGCGACGUCCCGGACUGAACAAGUUCUCGACCAACUCGGGAAGUGAGCGGGUCGGCAGAGAAUCGAACCGAUGCGGCGCGGAUCGCGCGUCUGCGGGCUCUGAGCGCCGGAUCUUGCCGCAGAUGCGCGAACUGAACGCUUAAAAUGCGCUGCGAGGGGAGACGCGCGGGAACGAGCCUGAGCACGCGAGUGAAAUAAUCUGGAAAGAAAUCGUUCAAGUUCUUGGCACAGAAGAGAAGACUUGAUCUUUGCUCUUCUCGGACCUUUCGGGUCACUCUUGGGUUCAGUUCAGCUUCCCGGUUGGGUUGGGUUUGGUUGGGUUCGGUCACGAUGAGCGGGGGUCGGUUCGAGUUCGACGACGGGGGCGCGUACUGCGGCGGCUGGGAGGGCGGUAAGGCGCACGGGCACGGUAUCUGCACGGGACCCAAGGGCCAGGGCGAGUUCUCGGGCUCCUGGAACUAUGGCUUCGAAGUGGUCGGAGUGUACACCUGGCCCAGUGGGAACACCUACGAGGGCUACUGGUCUCAGGGCAAGCGCCACGGUCUGGGCGUGGAGACUAAGGGACGCUGGGUCUACAAAGGAGAGUGGACCCACGGCUUCAAGGGCAGGUACGGCACGCGCCGGAGCCAGGGCAGCGGCGCCAGGUUCGAGGGCACGUGGAACAACGGCCUGCAGGACGGCUAUGGCACGGAGACCUAUGCGGAUGGCGGCACUUUCCAGGGUCAGUUCUCCGGUGGCAUGCGGCACGGCUAUGGCGUCCGUCAGAGUGUGCCAUACGGUAUGGCAGCAGUGGUGCGCUCCCCUCUACGCACCUCUCUGACCUCCCUGCGCAGUGAGCACAGUAACGGCACCCUGCUGCAGCAAGAUGUCCCAGUCAUCACAACCACUAAUGCUGCUGGCCAGGAAACAACGGUGAACACCCCUACACCCGCGGGGCCCUCCCGCGGAGGCUUCGCCCUCACCUUGCAUGUGGAUCCAGAGGUGGCUAAACCCAAGAAGAAGGGGCUGUUUCGUCGGGGCUCCUUGCUGGGAAAGCUGAGGAAGUCAGAGUCACGCACAUCCAUCUCCAGCCAGAAGAGCAAGAUCAGUUUCCUGCGAAGCGAUUCCGCCCUCAGUUCUGCUGCCAGUGAUGCCAACUCCACCAUCAGCAUGGGCGAGGAGAGUGAAGCCGGCGAGGAAUUCCCACCCGUGGAGGCUGACAUUGAUGCCACUACCACCGAGGUCUAUAUGGGCGAGUGGAAGAAUGACAAGCGUUCUGGCUACGGCAUCAGUGAACGUUCCAGCGGCCUCAAGUAUGAGGGCGAAUGGCUAGACAACCAGAGACACGGCUAUGGCCGCACCACCUUCGCCGAGGGCGGGAAGGAGGAGGGCAAGUAUAUGAACAACAUGCUGGUGAAGGCCAUGAAGAAGAGGGUCAUCCAGAUCAAGGGCACCAAGAUCAGGCAGAAGGUGGAACGUAGUGUGGAAGGAGCCCAGAGGGCAGCCGCCAUCGCCAAGCAGAAGGCAGAAAUUGCAGCAUCCAGAACAGCCCACGCGAAGGCCAAAGCUGAAGCCGCUGAACAGGCAGCCAAGGCCUCCAACAACGAAUCUGACAUCGCCAGGGCGGUGGCCAGGGAGCUGUCACCCUCCUUCUACCAGCCAGGACCUGAGUACCUGAAGAAGAGACAGCUCCCGGAGAGUGCGGAAGCCAGUGAGAACACGGAGAUUGCUAUACAUGAGCCUUUGUUAGCAGAGGAACGUUCUCCGACACCCCCUGAGAGCCCCCAGAUGCAAGAGAUGGACAACUUGGGCACAAACUCCACCCCAGCCCGCACACCAUCCCCUGGCCCUGCCACCCCUCCAGAGUUCAGGCGUUCCAGGCAAACCAGCAGCAAGGAGGAUCCCCAUCUCCUGAGCCCCGGCGUCUGGAAUGGAGACAAGUCGAGCCGCGGCGGCGGCAGCCGAGGGAGCAGUCGCCCCAACAGUCGGCCGAGCAGCCGGCCUUCUACACCCUGCUCUUCCGCGGCACUUCUCCCACCUGCUGAUGACAGCCGUGGUAUCUCUCGGACCCCAAGCCGACAGAGUAGCAGGGCCGAGCAGGGCAGUGACCUGGAAAUCAAGCCGCUAGAGAAGACAGACUCGGAGCCUAGGGAUGGCGAUGCUCAAACCGGCCCUACAGCGAGGAACAGCCAGGUCUACUCAACGGAUGAGGAGGACCAUGCUCCGGUUUUCAAGGUGCCCUCCAGAUCCCUUACCCCUGAACCCAAGGUAGAGCUCAGACAAAGAGCAGAGAUGGAGAUGAGGGAAUCCUUGCAUGAAUGCCUGCCUUCGGCCACAGAGAACAAGCCAGAGCAGAAUCCUGAAGCAAGGGAGGAGCGGAAGACAACCGCUACGGAAGAGAUGAAGCCAUCCUCAAAACCUGAGCCCACUGCACUGCCAAAAAGUGCUCCAAAGCCAGAACCUAAGUCAGUAGCUAAGGCUGAGUUAAAGCCUGAGCCUAAGCCAGAGCCUAAGCCAGAGCCUAAGCCAGAGCCUAAGCCUUUGGCUAAAAUGGAACCCAAGCUUGAACCUAAGCAUUUGGCUAAACCUGAGCUCAAGCCUGAGCCUAAAUCAGAGCCCAAGCCAGAGCUUAAGCAGCUGACUAAGCCGGACCUUAAGACUGUGGCAAAACCUACUCCUAAACCACUUUCCAGGACAGAUACCAAAGCUGAUGCCCGGGCCAAAGCCAUGGUCAAGGCUUCCACUGAGAUGAAGGACUUGUUAGAGCUUCAAGAGGGACCGAACACAGUGAUGAUCUGCAUGGUAAUACUGCUGAACAUCGGUCUCGCCAUUCUCUUCGUUCACAUCCUGUCAUGAAGAAGUGAAACCCAGAAAAAUCACCUGUCACAGCUGUCAGAGACAAAUGACCUCUUUUUCCAGCAAGAAGUAUGAAAACACCAGGAAGCCAAGACCGUCUAUGGACGCGGACAUCCUGACCGUAGACUCGGCCACCACAGUGACAUAUUGAGGCUCCGUGAAGCUGAGACACUUGAACGACGAAUUCUCUGCUGGUCAUGGUGAUGGCGAAGGGUACGAGUGACAUGUUGGUCCGUGAGAACGUGAGGGAGUGACGGGUGGAGUCCUAAGCGGAAGGAGUUCGGUGCCGAAAACGUUGUGCCCCAGCGCAGAGAGCGAAUGCGUCAAGUCGCGUGCGGACCGUUCCUCUGAACCAGGUGAAUUUCACCUCCUUCACCUUCAGAACGGUUGUUUCGCCACACAGAGGAACCGGACGUGCGAAAAGUGAAAAGUGCAGUUCCGCUUGCUUCGCGAAACGCCGCCAGUUCCGCAAUACAAAUUGCCAGUGUGCAAAUAAUAACCGUCGACGGAACUGCGGUAGUAUCCUCUGCGUACCCUGGCAAUGCAACAGUGAAAUGAAAGGCAAGAAAAAUAAUACAAAAGAAGAAAUAAAAAUUCUUCUCGUAUCUUUUUUGAGCUGGAGUUGCAUUUAGUAGUUGCUUAAUUGACAUAGAAACAGAAUAUUUAGACAUACAUGCGAUGUGAUGUCAUUUUUCACAAAGCACCCAGUAGAUGCUACAGUGUAUUAUUUGGCAUUUCUAUUUUUUGUCACUAAGGUGAGUGUUUGAGGGAAGUGAAAUGCUCUGUUAGCACAUCAGGAAUGCGCACGGUGAUGUGGUGUCGUCAAGUCGUCUCGAUGAUCUCUCUGACACGCCAGCUGUCUGGCUGGAGAGGGAAAGAGAUCCGUAAGGUGGCAAAGUAAGGAAAAAAAUCGCGGGCCCUUCCACGGACCCCGCAAUCAGGGUCGCGCGAGGUCUGCCGUCCGGUUGAACAUCCCUCCGAGUGGCGAUGGGGGUACGGUGAGAGGGUGUAGUCACCGCGCUCCAAGUUCUAGUUGUACUCCCUUCCUUUCCAGGGAACGUUUGUCUUGGUACCGCUCCGCUUGAGAGCUCAUGGAAUCGCGAAGAGCCGUUUGGUCGUAGGUUAUAGGUGUGGCGUGUUGUGAUGAUGAGCAGAGCAUUAGGGUUUAGGGUUAGGGUUCACACUGACCCCUAACCCUAAGGCCUGAGCGAGCCAUCCUCCUGACCCUCCAGGCGCCUUGUACCACAGAAACAAGGCAACCUUGUAGCGUCUCCCUCGUUCCUACUGAGGUCGCUGGCAGCAGUAAGAAGACAAACAUAAGAGGAAAGAUGUCUUUUGCACGUAGAAAUACACCUGUGAAGGAGCUGUGCCGUAUUACCUGAUUUUUCUCAGUAGAGUUGCAUCAACAAAUGGGUUUUGUACUGUUACCAUAGUACCGGUAGGUGAGGAUCCCAUGGCGGAUAGACUGCAGUUAGUGCCUGUUUUGGAGAGCAAAAAUCAAGCAUGUGUAGUUUAAAAGCGCUGCACGUAAAAGGAGAACUGGUCGUGCCGUAAACCCGCACCGGUUUUCUUCCCGGACUUUAUAUGCAUGUGUGCACUUUUGUAGCGUGCAUUUUUGUACCUUUUUCAAGUGUGUAUCUUUUCAUCGAGAACACUACCGUAGCGUUUGCAUUCGUGUGAGUGUGUUGUUGAGUCCAGGCCGCUUCGUGUCGCCCCUCUAGAAGCCCCAGAUUACCUUGCGAGAAGAAGGGAUGAGUAGUUGGCGUUCAUGGAACUCCAGGUCUUACAUUAGAGAGUAGAAGGCGCUCUGAUCACGUGUUCUGCCUCAGUUCUUAUUGGUGCCAAAGGAAUGUGGCGUUUACAAAGUAUUCCCCUACCCACCCCCAUCCACCGCCGUCGUUGCCCAACUCACCUCAUUCAGCCAUGAGCUCCUGAACGUGUUUCCAAGCAAUAAAGGAAGAGUGUGGGAAUCGGACGCACAGAUGCUCUCCAAGCAAGGGCUGAAGUGUGUGUUCUCAUCGAUGUGUGGUGCCAGUGUAGAUGAGCUCAACGUAGCCUCUCAAAAUACAAAUAAGUUGCAUGGUUCUUUAUGCCAUGGGUAUAUUUUUGAAAAACGUUUAACUUGUUCUGUAGAGCAGCUGAACCUGGUAUUGGUGACCCGCUCACUGAACUCAUUUUUAUUCCAGCUCCGCUUGAUUAUUAUAAUUGAUUAUAAUUCACUGAGCUGCUCUUUGAACGAACUCAACAUUCUGAUCAUUUUAACCAAAAUCGUUUAGGUUUUUGAGCCCCCGUGUAUCUGUAUAUCCGUUAAUA